AUGUCUCGUCCGGACGAGACGUUAGUAGCCGCUGCGGCGAUUCUUCGCGGGUUGGCCAGAGGCUCAACCACGUCCACCUCGUACACCAAUGGCCUAAAACUCCCUCCUUACAGGCUACCUGGCGAAGAUGGCCCGACUAAAGACGAGUUUGAGGCGGAAAUAGCAGGUCUGGCAAGACGUAUACAUUAUCUGGAAUCAAGAGCAGACCUUGUCGGACAGGCGCUACCAGACACGCCUGGUGAAAUCCAGAAUCCUACAUCUCCUCUUUCGCGGCCGACCGAGCUUCGUGGUAUCCUCGGAGAGUCGCGUAAGGACUUUGCAGACACUGCCGAGAAGUCGAGCGUGAACUCGAAUCAAUCCAGCCAGUCGCGCCGCGUGAACAAUCUCCUGGCCGCCAGGGACAAGCCCGGUCCCACUGAGCCAGGUCGUACGGUCAGCGAAGAUGAUAUUAGCGUCUUGAGAGACCACGUCGAGAAGCAGGCAGAGCAGAUCAAGAGUCAGCGAGAAACAAUUGCCGAAAUCAGCCAGGGGCUGCGGAACUCUGAGGAGCAAGCGAAACAGGCUUUCAUGCGGGUCGAGAAUGAAGAUGUCUCAAUCCUCGAAAGAGAACUUCGCAAACACCAACAAGCCAAUGAAGCAUUCCAAAAGGCACUGCGUGAGAUCGGUAGCAUCAUUACCCAGGUCGCCAACGGUGAUUUGUCAAAACGUGUCCAAAUCCAAGCCACUGAGAUGGACGACGAGAUCACUACGUUCAAGGUCACCAUCAACACGAUGAUGGAUCAAUUGGAGAUCUUUGGCAGCGAAGUAACGCGUGUUGCCCGUGAGGUCGGCACUGAAGGUAUAUUGGGCGGACAAGCUCAAAUCGGAGGCGUUCAAGGUAUCUGGAAAGAGCUGACUGAGAAUGUCAACAUCAUGGCCGCCAACCUGACAGACCAGGUCAGAGAGAUUGCAACAGUCACUAAAGCUGUCGCCUGUGGUGAUCUAAGUCAAAAAGUCCAAAGUCGCGCCAAAGGCGAAAUCUUCGAGCUUCAGCAUACGAUAAACACCAUGGUGGAUCAACUGCGGACGUUCGCAACCGAAGUCACAAGAGUAGCCAGGGACGUCGGAACUGAAGGUGUCCUUGGUGGUCAAGCUCAAAUUGAGGGAGUCCAAGGUACCUGGAACGAGUUGACCAAAAGUGUGAACGCCAUGGCAGAUAACUUGACCACUCAAGUGAGAGACAUUGCCAUGGUCACGACGGCCGUGGCUAAGGGAGACCUUACGAGAAAAGUGACGGCCAGCUGUAAAGGUGAAAUUUUGCGCUUGAAGAUCACCAUCAACAACAUGGUGGAUCAGCUACAGCAAUUUGCACAGGAAGUCACCAAUCUAGCAAAGGAAGUCGGUACAAAUGGCGUACUUGGCGGCCAGGCCACCGUACAUGAUGUCGAGGGUACUUGGAAAGAUCUUACAGAGAACGUGAAUGGCAUGGCCAUGAAUCUCACCACCCAGGUACGAGAAAUAGCAACAGUGACGACGGCUGUAGCCAACGGCGAUUUGUCCAAGAAAGUCGCCGCCGAUGUCCAAGGAGAGAUCCUGGAUUUGAAGGUGACGAUCAAUUCCAUGGUGGAUAGACUGAAUACCUUUGCUUUUGAGGUGAGCAAAGUAGCAAGAGAAGUAGGGACAGACGGCACACUCGGCGGCCAGGCAAAGGUCGACAAUGUGCAAGGAAAAUGGCGAGACCUCACGGACAAUGUCAACACCAUGGCUUCAAAUCUGACAGACCAGGUACGAAGUAUCUCAGACGUAACACAAGCCAUUGCUGCUGGCAAUCUGGACAAGAAGAUCGAGGUGGCGGCGCAAGGAGAAAUCCUGACCCUGAAAGUUACCAUCAACAACAUGGUUGAGCGUCUGGCCACCUUUGCGCACGAGUUGAGGCGAGUGGCGCGCGAUGUCGGUGUCAACGGCAAAAUGGGUGGCCAGGCCAAUGUUCACGAUGUUAAUGGUCGAUGGAAAGAGAUCACCGAGGACGUCAACACCAUGGCUGAGAAUCUGACUGCUCAAGUUCGUGCUUUUGGUGAAAUCACGGAUGCUGCUACCGUGGGUGACUUUUCCAAACUGAUCAGCGUCGAAGCCUCUGGUGAAAUGGACGAGUUGAAGCGCAAGAUCAAUCAGAUGAUCUCGAAUCUCAGAGACAGCAUUCAAAGGAACACGGCUGCUCGAGAAGCCGCCGAACUGGCUAACCAGACGAAGUCGGAAUUUUUGGCAAACAUGUCUCACGAAAUCAGAACUCCCAUGAACGGAAUCAUUGGUAUGACACAGCUCACUCUGGACACGGAUGAUCUCAAGCCACAUUCUCGAGAAAUGCUCAACACGGUGCAUAACCUGGCCAACAGCCUGCUCACCAUCAUUGACGACAUUCUUGAUAUUUCCAAAAUCGAGGCCAACAGAAUGGCCAUCGAGGCUAUUCCUUAUACCGUUCGGGGAACGGUCUUCAACGCGUUGAAAUCCCUGGCCGUGAAAGCGAACGAGAAGUCCUUGUGUCUGGCCUUUGACGUCGACAACACCGUCCCUGACUACGUGGUAGGGGAUCCAUUCCGAUUGAGACAGAUCAUUCUCAACCUCGUGGGCAACGCCAUCAAGUUCACCGAUCAGGGCGAGGUCAAGGUGACCAUCAGAAAGUCCAAGGAUCUCAUAUCGAAUUGUGCAACUGAUGAGUUCCCAUUUGAGUUCGUGGUGUCCGACACCGGCAUUGGCAUCCAAUCUGACAAGCUUGACCUCAUCUUUGACACGUUUCAACAGGCCGACGGCUCUACAACGAGAAAAUUCGGAGGCACAGGGCUUGGACUUUCGAUUUCCAAGCGUUUGGUCAAUCUCAUGGGUGGCCAAGUCUGGGUCACUUCUGACUUUGGUCAGGGGAGCGAAUUCCACUUCUCGUGUAUCGUGAAAUUCGCGACUGAAGAUAUCAGCGUCAUCAGUUCACAGCUGUAUCCGUUCCGCAAGCACAAAGUGCUCGUUGUGGACAAGGGAGUUUCUUCUUUCUUCCAAAAGCUCCCGGCCAUGAUUGAAGAACUUGGGCUGCACGUACAAAUCGUGCAGGAUGAGCACGAUGUGCCGGAACCUGACCCUGACAGGAGAAUCAGAUCUUCAGACGGGAACUAUGAUGUGAUUGUGAUCGACCAGGUUGAGACUGCAUAUAAGCUGCGAGAGUACGAGAAGCUGAAGUACAUACCCAUGGUACUCUUGAACCCGAAGGUGUCAAUCUCUCUGAAGACUGUACUCGACCUCGGAAUUGCUUCAUACAUGACCAGCCCUUGUCCGUUGAUCGACUUGGGCAAUUGCAUGAUUCCAGCACUUGAAGGACGUUCGACACCUAUCAUCAAGGAUUACAAGAAAUCCUUCAAUGUCCUGUUGGCUGAAGACAAUGAGGUCAAUCAAAAGGUCGCCAUCAAGAUACUGGAGAAAUACAACCACGUUGUCACCGUCGUCGGCAACGGUUUGGAGGCAUUGAACGCCAUCAAGGAUACUCGGUUUGACGUGGUUCUUAUGGACGUACAGAUGCCAGUCAUGGGAGGAUUCGAGGCGACAAGAGAAAUUCGACAGUACGAGAAGGAGAUGGGGCUCCAGCGAACACCUAUUGUGGCACUGACAGCGCAUGCCAUGUUGGGAGAUCGCGAGAAAUGCAUUCAGGCACAAAUGGACGAGUACCUUUCGAAGCCGCUCAAACAGAACUUGCUCAUGCAGACAAUCCUUCGUGUGGCCUCAGACAGGGUUACCGACAUGUUUAAUAAGCAUGCUCGUACCAAGUCGAACGCGACAGCAGAUGCGAACACUGAAGGUGCGAAACAGGACGCGGCACCGAUGAUCAAGGUCGAAAAGGAGACAUCGGCUCUGAGACCUUAUUUCACGGAGCGAUCCAUCACCACAUCAGGACCGGUAAAUCACGGCAGCGUGGAGAGCCCUUCCGUUGGCACAGAUGGCGAUCCUGAUCCCAUAUCGGUCGUCAACAAUGUGCUCCUGAGAUCUCACAGUUCAUGA
Molecule: messenger RNA, 4014 nt
Organism: Exophiala viscosa
Lineage: Eukaryota; Fungi; Ascomycota; Eurotiomycetes; Chaetothyriales; Herpotrichiellaceae
Exons: 2
Coding region: 1-4014 (1337 amino acids)
Biological process (GO): cellular hyperosmotic response; phosphorylation; phosphorelay signal transduction system
Cellular component (GO): membrane
Molecular function (GO): phosphorelay sensor kinase activity
Source: RefSeq, a predicted model, not a curated record